This is a messenger RNA of Cuculus canorus (common cuckoo), 4169 nucleotides long. RefSeq names its product G protein-coupled receptor 176 (gene GPR176). NCBI's taxonomy places the organism in Eukaryota, Metazoa, Chordata, Aves, Cuculiformes, Cuculidae. The transcript is spliced from 3 exons. Gene Ontology annotation, molecular function: G protein-coupled receptor activity. Bases 722 to 2287 code for a protein of 521 amino acids. The record is from RefSeq and is a predicted model, not a curated record. Gene Ontology annotation, cellular component: plasma membrane. Gene Ontology annotation, biological process: G protein-coupled receptor signaling pathway.
GCGUGGAGCCGCGAUGUCGCCGGGCGGAGGGGGAUCGCUCGGAGGCUGAACGGGGAGGCUCCGUCGCGCGUACGCCCCCCUCGCAUCUCGGGAUGUAAACCCGAAUUUAAUCUCCCCCGAGACGCGUCUGGAGCGUCGGGCGAGCUGUUGAGCGGUCGCUGACCCCUUCUGGGCGCUGUGUGAGGGUUUUCCCGGCGCGGCGGGGGGAUGCGCGGCGGGCGAGGGGCGGCUUUCCCGUCGCGGGGCUGCGGGGAAAGCUGCCUUCGAGGCUGAGAGCGGAGUUGGAAUGGGGGGACGAGCAGAGCUUGCGGCCCAUCAACUUUUCCAAAGCGGUUGACGGAUAGGUGCGCGUGCCCGGGAGCGCGUCCCGGCGGGAGCGGGGAGGACGCGCCCGCGGUGGGAGCUGCGGUUCCGUCAGUCGCGUUUGUUGUGGUGAAACGCGUUGAGGAAGCGCCGCGGUACCCAGGAGCGAGAAAUAUGGGACAGCCGAUCGCGAGGAGGAGCCUGCUUUAUUUUUUGCUUUUCUUUACCGCUGUUAUGGUUUACGAGGUAGAAUCGCGACGAGGCAGCCCCGCUUCCCGGGACGCGGCGAAGAUGCCUUCGUGCGCCAGGGACGGGGCUCCGUCCUCGGGAGCGCCCGAGCGCCCGCGGGCUCCGCUCAGCCCGUAGAGGCGAGGGCUCGGCGCCCCGUGGCUGCUCGGGGAAGGCGGACGCUUCCUCCAUGGGGUACGACAGAAGCUGGAUCUCGAGGAACGGCAGCGAGCAGGCUGUCCCCGGCGCCCUGGAGCUGCAGAACGCCUCGGCGGGGCGGAUGGCGUGGCCGGGAGGGAACGGCAGCGAGCCCGACGGCGCGGAGGGCCGGGAGCAGACCUACAGGCACUUCACCACCGCCGUGCAAGUUGUCAUCUUCGUAGGCUCUUUGCUGGGUAACAUCAUGGUGCUGUGGUCAACUUGCAGAACAUCGGUACUUAAAUCUGUUACAAACCGAUUCAUUAAGAAUUUGGCCUGCUCGGGGAUCUGUGCCAGCCUAGUCUGUGUGCCUUUUGACAUUGCUCUUAGUGCCAGCCCACACUGCUGCUGGUGGAUCUAUACAAUGCUCUUCUGUAGAAUUGCCAAGUUUCUGCACAAAGUCUUCUGCUCAGUGACCAUCCUUAGUUUUCCAGCCAUUGCUCUUGACAGGUACUACUCUGUUUUAUACCCUCUGGAAAGAAAAAUAUCUGAUGCAAAAUCCCGAGACCUUGUUAUCUAUAUCUGGGCCCAUGCAAUAGUGGCCAGCAUUCCAGUAUUUGCUUUGACCAAUGUGUCUGAUAUUUAUGCCAUGUCUACCUGUUCUGAAUCUUGGAGUUACUCCCUUGGCCACCUGAUAUACGUCGUCGUCUAUAACGUCACCACUGUGAUUGUACCAGUGGCUGUGGUAUUUCUGUUUAUGAUUCUUAUUCGCAGGGCACUGAGUGCCAGCCAGAAGAAGAAAGUCAUCAUAGCUGCCUUAAGGACCCCUCAAAAUACAAUUUCUAUCCCUUACGCCUCCCAGCGAGAAGCUGAGCUUCAUGCCAUGCUGCUUUCCAUGGUUAUGAUAUUUAUUUUCUGCAGCGUCCCCUAUGUGACUUUGGUAAUUUACCGCACCAUACUCAAUAUUUCAGAUAUUUCAAUCUUCUUGCUCCUCACUGCCAUUUGGUUGCCCAAAGUCUCUUUGCUGGCCAAUCCUUUGUUAUUUUUAACUGUUAACAAAUCUGUACGGAAGUGUUUAGUGGGGACAAUAGUACAGCUGCACCGAAGGUAUAGCAGGAGAAACAUUGUCAGCUCGGGUGGUGUUGCAGAUGCUACUCUGGAGCCCAGUGCCCGCUCGGGGAGCCAGCUUCUGGAGAUGUUUCAUAUUGGGCAACAACAAAUCUUCAAGCCAAUGGAAGAUGAGGAGAAUGAGACCAAAUCCAUUGGCUGUAGUGACUUUCAUCAGAAAGAAAUUCCUACCACCAGUUCAGAGGUAGGAGAGACUUUGGUUCACAAAUUCAUACCACAGACGACUGCAGACUCUGCAGCUCAGGUGGCACCAGCUGUGCCCACAGAAGCUGAUAUGGUAAAUGACAGAUAUUCCAUACAGUUUGGUUUUGGGCCCUUUGAGCUGCCUCCACAGUGGCUCUCAGAAAAUCGAAACAGUAAGAAGCGGCUCCUGCCUCCUUUGGGGAAUACCCCUGAAGAGCUAAUCCAGACCAAACAGCCUAAAAGUAAAGCCGAAAGAAAAAUCAGCAGAAACAAUAAAGUCAGUAUCUUUCCCAAGGUGGAUUCUUAGUAAGAACGGGAGCUUUAGUGACAGAGGAAAGUCACAUUCUAUUGUAUGUGUGAUCCCAUGGAUCUUUGUUAUGCUGAAAUUUGUUACAGACUAAUUUUUUUUUGUGCCAAUGUAGUUUAAACAAACGAACAAAUGGGAAUCAUAUACACAAGUGUUCCUUAUUAAUUUGUUUUCAUGAAAACAGUAUAUCAAAUGAUGGUGAUUAUUAGUUUUAUCUGUGAAAUCCCUGCAGUGAUAUCUGCCUGAUUAACUGCUAGAAAUUUUACAUGGCUUUGGAAACACUUUGUGUAGCUGAAGUAUGGAAAUACAUCAGUUUUCUAGGAAACCUCAUGUUGUAUUAAAACAGACUGGGUAUCAAAGUAACUUAAUAGGAGAGGCUGUAGGGAGAAGAAGACAGAUGCAAAAUGGGUAAAUCCUAAUGUCCUGUACGUGGACACAGCAAGAUACUGCACAUUUAAUUAAUCAAGUAAGAUGGACUAUUAAGUACAACUAUUUUCUCUUAAGCCCAGUUAAAUCAGUGUUAGAAACAACCCAACUUGCUGGACUUUUUUUACAAAUCAGUUACCAAGUUUCUGCCAAACAUCAGAACUUCUUAAAAACUCGAACUACUAUUUUUGGUUUAAAACUUCAAAGCCAAGGAUACCCAAAUCAUCAUGUGUGUCAAACCUGAGAAAGACCAUUUUUAUUUCAAAAAAACCUUACAUCCUUUUAGUUUUAAGUAAAAACUGGAUUGGAGACCAUACAGGACAAAUCCUGACUCCAGUAAACAAGUAUGUAUGUGCCAAGGGCAUAAAUAGAAAGAACAGUUUGAUCCUGUGAUAAAGGGCAUAUACAAAUGUCCCAACAGUGUAAUGUAUGUGUUGUGUAAGUAACGAAGGGGUCAACUGUAAAAUAGACUCAUUGCUACUGCACUUUGCUGUUUCCUUACGGGAAAGCUAGCAAGUGAAAGAAAUGGGUCAAGAAUGGUAGUAGAUAUGAGAAUAAGACUUGAUUUUCCAUUAGGAUAUUGCUUUAACGUCAAAAUGGAAAGUAACCUGGGGAGACCUAGGUAUCUAAGAUUUCUUGUUGGAAAAAAACAAUGAGCCAAAGGUGGUAGACCAUGUAGCAAUAGUAGAAUGCUGAGUGAAGAAGCUGAUAACGGACUCACCCAAAAAAGGUUUCUUAAUGCUGUUGCUCUACUGUUGUCAGAGAUAGGGAGAUUUCCUUCUACCUUCACAGAUACAGAUACCAACCUUUCUACUCCGCUCAUCUCACAAAGAUGACCACCCAGUGUAUGAACAUAAGAUUCUCAAAUCUGGUGCUGAAUUCAUGAGUGCAUCAGUCAUGCCCCCCUGGUACCAGCACACCAGCCUUUUUUGUGAGAGUUCAGGCAUUGUACUGUAUGUUGUACCCUUGUGUCAUCACAUGUCUCGUUUAUUCUGAAUGUGAAUUUUGUGUACUCACCUGAAGUAGCUUUUGUGUCUGUCAGAUGUCCUGAAGCUGUUGUAACCCUGACGUUUUAAUCCUUGUUCAGUUGCAAGUAGUCUUUCCUUCUUCCUUAAAUGCAUUCGCUGUUGUCUCUGUGGGUAGUUCCUUAAAAGCACAAUUUAGUAACAUCUGUGUACUCCCUUGUGGUUCUCCUGUACUUCAGCCCUCUGGUGCAUGCUGAACCUUUAUCCGUAGUUACUGCCUGCUUAUGGAAGUAAAGCAUACUUUGAAAAGGACAAAGGUAAAGAAUCUUGCCAAGUUCACAGUAACUUACUAAAUCCAACUGGUUAAUUUUAAAAGUGAGAAAAAGUUCUGCUGAAGCAGAAAUUAGAGAUGUACCUGUUCUUCCUUUGACGUGUUUGAAGAAAGUCAGCAGCUUUCAGUAGCUCCAAGGUGGUGGAUUUUUACAAGGCAU